Messenger RNA from Oxyura jamaicensis (ruddy duck), 972 nucleotides. RefSeq names its product cytochrome c oxidase assembly factor 1 homolog. NCBI's taxonomy places the organism in Eukaryota, Metazoa, Chordata, Aves, Anseriformes, Anatidae. The transcript has 6 exons. The record is from RefSeq and is a predicted model, not a curated record. The coding region runs from base 323 to 742 and encodes 139 amino acids. Gene Ontology annotation, cellular component: mitochondrial inner membrane. Gene Ontology annotation, biological process: mitochondrial respiratory chain complex I assembly; mitochondrial respiratory chain complex IV assembly.
CCGAAAAGGGCAAGACCGAGGAAACCCCCGGUGCUGCCCCAAAGGAGAGUGGAGGAGGCCCCCCAACACCACCCCCUUGUUUAAACACAGCGGCGGCCACAGCUUCGCCGCCUCCCUCUCUCCUCAGCCGCCCCGCAGCGCCCCCUGGCAGCGUCGCCGGCCGCGGCAAUGGCGGCCCCCACGGCCCAGGCGUGAGCCCGCCCGCCCGCCGCUGCCCACCUGGAAGCCAGAGGUGCUGGUGGUGCCAGGAGGAGGAGGAGGUGCCUUCUCCAAAGAACCUGCAGCCCCAGCUUCCCCAUUCCAGUCAGAAGCGAGGGGAAAGAUGCCAGCUUCUCUGAGAAAACUGCGGCAAAUGGCUAUUUUUAUGGGAGUGUUCAGCGGUGGGGGAUGUGUGGUGAUGUAUAAUCUUAUGCAAAAAGGUUUUGCCAGGACCCAGUAUUAUCAGCAGGGUUUGGAGCAACUCAAUAACAAUCCUGCUGCCCUGGAAGCCCUGGGUGCCCCCCCUCUGAAGGUUCACAACAUCCGACUGACAGACGGGAGUAACCGUGUGGACACAGAAAGAGCUCAGAUAAAGUUACCUGUAUCUGGAACAAAAUCAGCAGGGUACCUCUACAUUGACUCAGAAAUGGACCACUCCCGUCAAUGCUGGUGCCUUCAGGAUGUCACCUUGAAACUCCGGGAUGGGCAGAAUAUUUCACUCUACCAUUCCCCUGUGAAAAACAUCAGUGUGCAAGGAGGCUAAUGGUCCAAGGCAGCUGCUUCUCCACCUCCUAUUGAACCGAAGGAGCCAUUAAUUGAUUGCACCAUGCUGCGCGCAGGGAUGCACGCCGCUGUUGCAGAGGACAAUGUCACUGAAGAGGGUGCUCUGAAGACAGUUUUGUCUCCAGCGUUGACUUGUGUCAUUAUUGUCAUGAUUGCAUGUUCAGCAAAAGCCUCAAAUAAAGAUAUUGCAACAAGAGUUGCUGUUCCAAA